This is a messenger RNA of Salarias fasciatus (jewelled blenny), 2331 nucleotides long. Its product is annotated as 3-mercaptopyruvate sulfurtransferase-like. The record is from RefSeq and is a predicted model, not a curated record. NCBI's taxonomy places the organism in Eukaryota, Metazoa, Chordata, Actinopteri, Blenniiformes, Blenniidae. Gene Ontology annotation, molecular function: thiosulfate-cyanide sulfurtransferase activity. Gene Ontology annotation, cellular component: mitochondrion.
AGGGAACAAAUAAAAGCGGCCCAGUUGUUUAGGUCACUUCUCGUCGGUCCUGAUUACAGUCUGGCGCCAGAUAGCGGUGUGGCUGUGAUGAACGAUCAGCCGGCCUAUUAAAAAUAAACACAGACGGGAGCGAGUAGCUGUGGAAACUGACCCCAGAGCAGACAUGGCAGUGCAGGCUGAAGCGCUCGUCUCCGCGCAAUGGCUCGCGAACAUGGUGAAGCGCAACCUGGUCGGUCCGCGGCUGCGGAUCCUGGACGCGUCCUGGCACCUGCCCGUCACGGGCCGGGACGCCAAGAAGGAGUUCGCCCAGUCUCACAUCCCGGGCGCGUCUUUCUUCGACAUAGACGAGUGCACGGACAGGGACUCCCCGCUCGACCACUCGCUGCCGUCCGAGGAGUUCUUCUCGGAGUACGUGGGCAACCUGGGCAUCGGGAGUGACAGCCACGUGGUCGUGUACGACGCCAGCGACCUCGGCGCGUUCUCCAGCACCCGGGUCUGGUGGAUGUUCCGGCUGUUCGGGCAUCUGAACGUCGUGCUGGACGGCGGCUUCAGGAACUGGGUGGCGGAGGGUCACCGGACCGCGGCGCGCUCACAGCCCGAGUCAGCCGAGUUCACCGCCACCAUGAACCGCUCCUGGGUCAGGGCAUUUGAGGACGUCGCAGAAAAUAUCACCGCUCAGAAGUUCCAGCUGGUGGACGUGAGAUCCUACGGAAGGUUCCGUGGACUGGAACCGGAACCGAGAGAAGAUAUUCCUCCAGGCCACAUUCCUGGCUCUAAAUGCAUGCCUUUCGACAUGUUCCUGGGGGAGGAUGGCAAGAUGCUUCCCACAGAGAAGCUGAAGAAGUUUUUUGAGGAGUCCCAAGUGGAUCUGGGUAAGCCUCUGUGCGGGUCCUGUGGCUCCGGCGUGACGGUCUGCCACAUGGUGCUGGCUGCCCAUCUGUGCGGUGUCCCUGGCGUGCCGGUGUACGUCGGGUCCUGGUUUGAGUGGUUCAGCAAGGCUCCGCCCGAGCACAAACUCUCAGAGGCCAAAAACUAGCUUUAAGAAGGUGUACUGAAAUAACUGGACUUGAAUCAAUUCUCACACUGUGCAGCUGAACGACUCACUGUAGACUAGAAGACAUAGCAAGUUAAGCACGUUAGUAUUAUCGGUAUGCAGCUGUGCAAUGUGUGAAUUGUGAAUCAGCCACUAUGUCAGGAAAUACGUUUCCCUCGUGCCUUUUCAAAAGUAUAUCCAUUUGCAUUUUUGGAUAUACAAACAGGUGACAAAUAAAGGAAAACCCCAACAGCUAAAUGUCUUUAAAAGACCCCAGGCCACCGGUUCAGCUUCCAUGCUUAUUCUCAUCAGUAAUUUGAGUCUCUACAAGUAUGACGCAACCUUGUGAAAUCCCCAAACAAUGCUUGGUAAAAGUCCCAUUUAAUCCUGCUCCUCUAGAUGUACCGUAGCUUUAACACAUUAUAGCCAAAGACUGCAUUUCCAUUCAAACUGAUAGUAUAUCACAGACAGUUAGUGUCAGAUACAUGUGGCCACAGUUUUUUUGGGAAAAACUCGCACCAUGAUUUGCCUCCCAAGUUAUUAUGUACUCAUCUUUCUGGGUUUUUGUCUUAAUCUGUCACCUGUCUGUAAAUAAUUUCAUAAAUAUCUGAUUAUAGAUUGAGACCAAAAGUAAUUAUUGUUUAUUGCAUUUCACUGGUGCUGUGAUACAAUUGUGAAAUGUGCCUUUGUGAGUCAAGCUUUCCAUAUAUUGUACUCAAUGAUGCAGCUUAAAACACCUUAGUUACUGAAUACUUUAAGCAAGUAUGUGAUUGAAUAUGUUAUGCAUUUUUAACAUUCUCAAUAAACACAAAUAAAGGAAAAUAUCAGAGUAAGAGAAGAGUUCUUUCCCCUUUGUGUGUGAGGGAAACGGUUUGCAGCAGACAACAUCUUUGGAGAUUAGAGGACCUGUGUUAUUAAGAUAUAUUAUAAAUAUGAUUCCACUGAAUGCACUUUCCCAAUCAUUAACAUGAAACAAUGCAUAUUACUUCUUAAUACCAACUUUCCUAAGAAGUGAAAUGAGUAAAGAUCACAUUCAUAUUGAAGAUUCAUCAUCACUCUUAGAUUUUAGUUUAGUUUAAUUUUUGGUUUUUGAUUGCUGCAUUUCCAUCGGCUACAGAGUUACUUUGUUUCCAGUAGAUUAUAACUACAAUUUUUCUGUGACUAACAUUUGUUUAUGCUUAAAUUACACUUCAACACACUGGUACAAUAAUGUAACUGAGUUUCUGCUAUGAGCGCAAUAUUAUUGGGAUAAUGCUUUCAUGUUCCGGAUGGAGGGAUGGAUGAAAUAAAAUAAGAAA